AUGGCUUACACAAGAAAUCACAAUUUCAUUUUCAUGUUAAUCCCAUUUCUAGUCAUCCUCACAACAACUUCCUUUGCGUCUGCAGAAGUUUUGCUCUUCUCAGCCAAACAUGUUACAAUUAUCAACAAACUUGUGACGCGUGCGACAUUGAUUGUGCAUUGUAGGAACAAAGGUGACGAUUUGGGCGUAGUAUCGCUCGGUCCCGGGGAUAGUAUGGAUUUCAGAUUUCGUGUCAACCUCCGAGAUACAACGGUAUACAGUUGUAGUUUUGCUUGGCCUGGCAAUACAGCAACGUUCGAUAUUUUUAGAGCUGAUAGAGAUGAUAAUCCGAAGAGUAAAGCUGGAGUUUGCAGUGAAUGUAUUUGGAGCAUUUACGAACCAGCACCAUGUAGAGAUAGACGUGAUGGAGGUCAACCUAACUGUUUCCCAUGGGACGGGUUUGGGUUAAUUUAA
Molecule: messenger RNA, 453 nt
Organism: Arabis nemorensis
Lineage: Eukaryota; Viridiplantae; Streptophyta; Magnoliopsida; Brassicales; Brassicaceae
Source: the annotation of a GenBank genome assembly